CGCCCGGCUCGGCGCGGCGCAGCGCAGUCGGCUUGAGCGCUCACGGUAGCGAGGAGGUUUCCUCGGCCGGCCGUCCCGCCUUCCGCCGCCGCCGUCGCCGGGCUGCGCCGCUCCAGCCCAGACGCACCUCCGUGCUCCUCGCUGCUUCCCUUGUCGUCGGCACACACCAUGACGAAGAAAGAGAAGAAAUCCUUCAACCAGAGCAUGGCCGAAUGGAAGCUGUUCUUGUACAACCCGACCACCGGAGAGUUCCUGGGGCGCUCCGCCAAGAGCUGGGGUUUGAUCUUGCUCUUCUACCUAGUCUUUUAUGUGUUCCUGGCUGCACUCUUUGCAUUCACAAUGUGGGUUAUGCUUCAGACCCUGAACGAUGAGGUUCCAAAAUAUCGUGACCAGAUUUCUAGUCCAGGACUUAUGGUUUUUCCAAAACCAGUGUCAGCGUUGGAUUAUUCAUUCAGUGUGUCUGAUCCAGACUCCUAUAAAGGGUACAUUGAUGACCUUAAGAAAUUUCUAAAGCCAUAUGACUUAGAAGAACAGAAGAAUCUCACAGAUUGUACCGAUGGAAAAUUUCUUGAACAGAAGGGUCCACAUUAUGAUGCAUGUCGGUUUCCUCUUAACUUACUUGAAGCAUGCAGUGGUGAGAUUGAUCCCCAAUUUGGCUACUCCAGAGGAAACCCUUGUAUUCUUGUGAAAAUGAACAGAAUAAUUGGAUUAAAGCCUCAAGGAGAACCAAGGAUAGAAUGUAUUUCGAAGGGUGAAAGCACAGCAGUUCUAUCAACUUAUCCUCCCAAUGGAAAGAUAGACGUAAAGUAUUUUCCAUAUUAUGGAAAAAAACUGCAUGGGAACUAUCUACAGCCAUUAGUUGCCGUCCAGCUCACCUUUGAUGCUGGCAAUGACAUGAACGAAGUAACAGUUGAGUGCAAGAUUGAUGGAUCACCCAACCUAAAAAACCAGGAUGAUCGUGACAAGUUUUUAGGACGAGUUGCAUUCAAAGUCACCGUGCAUGCAUAGUAGGAGUUAGGAUAUCUCCACAGAGUAAAUGCUGUGUUGUCUGUCUUCAUUCUGUAUCAGCUGGACCUGCCAUUCCAGAAUUAUGAGACCACCUUGGAGAAAGGUGGAGUGGUACAUGACACUGGGGUAACAUCGCAAUGUGCUUCCAGAUCAUAGUGUUCAGUGUCCUCCGAAGUAACUGCCUGUUGCCUCUGCUGCCUUUUGAACCAUGUACAGUCACCAGAUGGGGACUGUGAACACCUGAUUCUGAACAUGUAGAAUGGGGGUCUUAAUCCAAUUUUUAUGUGGUUUAAUUGCCAAGUGUCUAAAGCUUCAUGUGCUGUGCCAUGUAAAUAUUUUAUAGAUUUAACACUGGUUAACUGUCAUAUUUUGAUGCCAGCAAAGUUUUAGGGGAUAAAAUGGUACCUGACCAACAUCAAAUGACUUUAUAGCUGCAAGAAAAGCAGUGUGUGGAGUUCUGUGUGUGAGGAGGAAAAAGGAAAAUAAAAGUGGAUUUGAAAGGUU
Molecule: messenger RNA, 1512 nt
Organism: Phacochoerus africanus (Common warthog)
Lineage: Eukaryota; Metazoa; Chordata; Mammalia; Artiodactyla; Suidae
Gene: ATP1B3
Product: ATPase Na+/K+ transporting subunit beta 3
Exons: 7
Coding region: 169-1008 (279 amino acids)
Biological process (GO): potassium ion import across plasma membrane; intracellular sodium ion homeostasis; intracellular potassium ion homeostasis
Cellular component (GO): sodium:potassium-exchanging ATPase complex
Molecular function (GO): ATPase activator activity
Source: RefSeq, a predicted model, not a curated record